Molecule: messenger RNA, 1593 nt
Organism: Condylura cristata (star-nosed mole)
Lineage: Eukaryota; Metazoa; Chordata; Mammalia; Eulipotyphla; Talpidae
Gene: MAMSTR
Product: MEF2 activating motif and SAP domain containing transcriptional regulator
Exons: 9
Coding region: 1-1287 (428 amino acids)
Biological process (GO): regulation of transcription by RNA polymerase II
Cellular component (GO): nucleus
Molecular function (GO): transcription coregulator activity
Source: RefSeq, a predicted model, not a curated record
AUGACCCUGGCGGCUUCCUCCCAGCGCUCCCAAAUCAUUCGCUCCAAAUUCCGAUCUGUCCUCCAGCUUCGGAUCCACAGAAGGUAUCAGGACCCUAGCCUUUCAGGGUCCUUCAGCUCCUCUCCAGCCUCAAAUCCAGAUCCAUGGAUCUCAGCCUCAGGCACAGCUCUGGCCCCUGCCCCAGUCCCGGCCUCGCCCUCGGGCCCUGCCGCCUUCCUCUUCAGCCCUGGUGGCCUGCUCCCUGAGCCAGAAUACUGCCCCUGGAAGUCCCCAAAGAAGGAGUCUCCCAGGAACUCCCGGCAUUGGAGGGAGCCCACGCUUAAGGGAAACUUGACAUACCACCAGUACAUGCCCCCAGAGACAAGACAAGGGUCCAGGGCAGAGUCCCAGGCCCAAGGACCAGCCCUGGGUCCCCCUGGGCAACCUGUGUGGGAAGGGGCAAAGUCACAGCGGCCGCCGCCGAGGAUGAAACCCACUCCCCUCGCGCCCUCCCCACCAGGAGUACCCAACCCGUCGCCCCUACCACACAAGUUGGAACUUCAGACCCUUAAACUGGAGGAGCUGACGGUCUCUGAGCUCCGCCAGCAGCUGCGCUUGCGGGGCCUCCCGGUGUCGGGGACCAAGUCGACGCUCCUGGAGCGCAUGCGCGGCGGUAUCCCGCCCCGCGAGCGGCCGAAGUCGCGGCGCGAGGACAGUCCCGCGGGUGGUCCUUGGCCACGACUCAGGCCCAAGGCCCUGGGAGCCACCCGCCGGCAGGGCUCGCUCAAGCCGAGUCCAGCUUCGCACUCGCCACCUCUUCCACGCGCCGCGGGAACCCUAGCGUCAGCCCCGGUUCGGGUUGCAGCUGAGACUCCGAAUCCAGCGUCAUCGCCGCCUCCUUCCUCAGCACCGGCCUCAGUGGCCCUGACUCUGGAGGAGGAGCUGCAGGAGGCCAUCCGCAGGGCGCAGUUGCUCCCGAACCGGAGCAUCGAUGACAUCCUGGAGGAUCAGGUGGAGCCAGACGACCCACUGCCCCCCAUCCCUCUGGACUUCCCUGGCUCCUUCGACGUGCUGUCUCCCUCACAGGAUUCCGAAGGCCUCUCAUCUGUCUUCUCCUCCUCGUUCCCCUCCCCCUCAAACUCUCCCUGCCCCUCUCCCAGGGGCCCCACUGACUCCUUGGACUGGCUGGAGGCUCUGAGUGGGGGUCCCCCUCUGGGCUGUGGACCCCCAGGCCCCAGUAUCUUCUCUGCUGACUUAUCUGAUUCAAGUAGCACCAGGCUGUGGGACCUGCUGGAGGAUCCGUGGUGAUGGAUUUCUGGGGUUUCCAGGGACUGAGAACUGGUGGGUGUGGAGGUCAUGGAAAGAGGCUCCCUGAGGGAAGGGAUGGAAGGCUAGAGCCCCUCCCACCACAGAGUCAGACAACCCUCAUCCCCACUUGGCCCCUGAAAUGCUGCUGACAGGCCACUUGCUUUCCCCUGCCCUAUCUCCAUGGGACUCCCUCCAUUCUGUGUAGGUGGGGGCAGGGAGGUUUCACUUGCUGCUGACCUGAGCAAACAAGCUGCUUGCUGCUUCCUUCAGAGUCCUUGCAGAUGUUUUUGUUCUCACCUUGGUCCC